AUGGCUGAAUGCUCAUUUGCCAGAUGUCUGCAGGAGCGUCGGCUCAUCAAAAGGGAACUAUUGAAAUGGUCCAAGGAUAUGCUGCACAUUGUGGGCUUAGAACGCGUUGCUGAGGAAUUUAUGGGUCGCAGGCAAUGGAAACACUAUCAAGAGCAACUGACGCGCAGCCACUUGAAUAUCGAGGAGCAACAGCCCAUAGCAAUAGUUUCCGGUUCCGAGGACGAGCCAUCGCAAUACAACCACAACAGCAGCAGCAGCAAGGACCACUUUAAGCCAGAGAAUCACCACCGUUUAGAGCAGUAUCACAACCAGCUACUAGUGGAAGAUUUUGACAACAACCAAACAUCACAAGAUUCAUCACGUACUCCGACACCUGGUUCCACAGUGACAGCCACAAGUACACCAUCACCACCGCCAGAACCCAACGAUUGGAGACCGUCGGCCAAGUGCAAUUUCUGUGUUAACGGUCGCCUGCUAACGGUUAACGCCAACGGCGAUUUGGUGGCCGAAACAGUAGCUACCAUAAGUAGCAAUAGUAAUAGCCACAUUCAUCAGCUCGACAGUGACAGCAACUCGAGCACAUCACUGCCCCACCAAACCAGCAACAGCAACAGCAACAACAUCAGCAGCAGCAGUUGCAGCAACACACGUCACAUUGCUGCUGCAACUGCAACAGCAACAGCAACGGCUACUGCAGCAACACCCUCUAAUUCCCUGGAAUUGUACAAGCUGCUGACCCAACGGGCAGCAAAAAUGACAUCGAUGGACUCCAUGGCCGCUCAGCUGGCGCAGUUCUCGCUGCUCGCAGACUUUAACUCAACAUUGAUCAACUCGCUGCAGCAGCAGCAGCAGCAACAGCAACAGAUCGCUAGUUCGGUAACGCCAACUACCUCAGAAGUAUCUGCAGCCGCAAUCAGUCCCGCACUCAAAGAUACAAGCAGUCCCAGUGCCGAUGCACCGCUCGAUCUUAGCAGCAAACCAUCGCCGAACUCAUCGAUUAGCGGCGAUGUCAAGUCCAGCAGAGCCUGUGUCACACCAACGCCCACGGGUAGACGGUCGUACAGCGAGGAGGACCUGAACCGGGCCCUGCAGGAUGUGGUGGCCAAUAAGCUGGGCACUCGCAAGGCUGCCAGUCAGCACAAUGUGCCCCGCUCUAUUCUGGUCAAUCGGCUGUAUAAGAUUCAGCAGCAGGACAGUGACCAGGAGCAAUUGGAUCACCAAGAGCCCGAUGCCGAGGACUCCAAUGAGGACUCCAAUGAACUCAGUCACCUGUCGUCCGAGCACAAUGGCAGCGAUCUGGGUGAUGACCUUGAUCGGGGAGGCUCUCCCAAGCUGGGAAGGCUACCGGGUGGGCACAGUGUCGCCGGUGGUACUUCCGAUGGCUUACCCGCCAUACCGCUGGAUGCCAAUGUCCUGAUGCACACCCUCAUGCUGGCCGCCGGGAUCGGGGCCAUGCCCAAGCUGGACGAAUCGCAGACGGUGGGUGACCUGUUCAAGGUGCUGGGUCGAGGGAUGUUGACCGAGCCGUUGCUCAGUCUCUUGGUGGGCAAUCAGGAGAGCAAUGGCAAUGCCUCAUUGCUGCUCCAACAGCAGCAGCAGCAACAGCAGCAACAGCAGCAGCAGCAGCAACAUGUGGCCGCCGCCUUUCGCCAUCGCCUGCCCAAAUCGGAGACACCGGAGACAAACUCCUCGCUGGAUCUGAAUGAGGCGGGCGAGGAUCCCAUAUUGAAGAUUCCGUCCUUCAAGGUCAGCGGCCCGGCCAGCAGCAGCAGCAGCCUCUCACCGGGUCUGGUUCAUCAUAAUAACAACAAUAACAGCAACUGCAGCAGCAACCGGAAUGGCAGCAAUCGCAGUCCCCACUCCGCCUCCCCCAUGCUGGCCGCUGCAGUGGCCCAGGGAGGCUACUCCUCUGGCAACAGUUUGCUACCCUCAUCCUCGUCCAGCAUACAGAAGAUGAUGGCCAGCAAUAUCCAGCGACAGAUCAACGAGCAGAGUAGCCAGGAUGUACUGAGGAAUGGCAAUGUCAGCGAUUGUAGUAGCAACAAUGGUGGCGGUGGCUCCUCCUCAUCGAUGGGCUACAAGAAGCCCAGCAUAUCGGUGGCCAAGAUUAUCGGCGGCACGGAUACCUCGCAUUUCGGGGCCUCACCCAAUCUCCUGUCGCAGCAGCAUCAUCAUCCCGGUCACCUCAGCCACCACCAGCAGCAGCAGCUCAAUGCCCAGGAUGCGGGCAAGGGGACUCGGCCCAAGAGAGGUAAAUACAGGAACUAUGAUCGUGACAGUCUGGUGGAGGCAGUGAAGGCUGUUCAGAGAGGUGAAAUGUCAGUCCAUCGAGCGGGCAGCUACUAUGGUGUGCCCCAUUCCACGCUGGAGUACAAGGUCAAGGAGCGUCACCUGAUGAGACCGCGCAAGCGAGAGCCCAAGCCACAGCCGGAUCUGGUGGGUCUGACGGGACCCGCCAACAAGAUCCACCUGGACAAACUGAAGCCGGGCAAUCACAGUGGCUCCAAGCUGAGCAAUGCCCUCAAGAACAACAGCCCGGCGGCAGCAGCAGCGGCGGCAGCGGCUGCAGCAGCUGCUGCGGCUGCCACGCCCAAUGGGUUGAAACUGCCCCUCUUCGAGGGUGCCCCACACCAGCUUCCGUUCCAAUCGAACAUGUUCUGGCCACAACCAAAUGCCACGAAUGCCUAUGGCCUGGACUUUAAUCGGAUGGCGGAGGCAAUGAGGCAACAGCCAACACAGGGAGCAGGUGGAAAUCACCAUGGACCGAUGAAGAGUGCCCUGGAGAUGGCGGAGAAUAUGUAUGAUGGCAUCAUCCGCAAGACACUGCAAUCGAGUGAGUCAUCCUCCACGGGAAAUGGCAGUUCGGCCGGCAAUGGUAGUAGCAAUGGGAAUGGUCAUGGUCAUGCCCUGCUCGAUCAACUCCUAGUGAAGAAGACCCCUCUGCCGUUUACGAAUCAAAGGAGUAAUGAUUAUGCCGCCACCUGUUCCAGUGCCAGUGCGGAGAGUGUCAAGAGAUCGGGCAGUCCGUUGGGAAACUAUGCGGAUAUCAAGAGGGAACGCCUCAGUGCUGAUAGCGGCGGGAGCAGCGAUGAGGAGCACUCCAGUAGACACACACCGGCCAAUAAUAACAACAGUGAUCUGGCGCACAACAAGAACAAGAGCAGCGCCUCCUCAUCCUCCUUCACAGCCAGUGGCAAUGGUCAGCUCAAUGUGACCGCCAAUGGUAAUGGUAGAAGCAGCAGGAUGACAUCACGUGAUUCGGAAACGGAUGCCAGCAGCCUAAAGAGCGCGGAAAGCGGCCACCACCAGCAGCAGCACCACCACCAUCACCAAAACCACAAAACAAUGGAUCUCAAUGGCAGUCGCAUCAAGUGCGAAUCCGAGGCAGAGGAAAUGGGCCCCUCGGGCAGUCCCAUACUGCACGAGAAGCUGGCCCAGAUCAAGGCCGAGCAGGUGGAGCAUCAGCAGCAGUUAUAGGAGCAGCCACCGCCACCACCACCACCACCACCGUUGGCCACGAAUCAUCCAGCUUUCGCCUGGCCACCGCUGGCCGCCCACUACUACAGCUUCUAGGGGGAUCGGAGGCGGUAUCUAAGACCGGUAUUGGUAUGAGGGGGGGAUUGAAGGGGACUAAACCAAAUUAAGCCACGUUUUUUGAUAGUACCAUACAAAGCACUAUACGGAAAUAUAUAUAUAUAUAGGAUAUAUAUAUAUAUAAACGCAAAGAGUGGUAAAUGUGCGCUAGCUCUUAGUUAAUGUGUAAUCAACUACAUAAUACAAAAAAACAAAAAAAAAACAACCAACAAACAAACAAAGAAACAUACAUGCAAUAUGUAUAUUUUUGUUUCGUUUUGACAAUCGACAAAUAGGCAUUCUCUUGUACAAACCUAAAACAAAAAACAAAAAUAAGAAAAACAAAACUAAAACCU
Molecule: messenger RNA, 3929 nt
Organism: Drosophila serrata
Lineage: Eukaryota; Metazoa; Arthropoda; Insecta; Diptera; Drosophilidae
Gene: Eip93F
Product: Ecdysone-induced protein 93F
Biological process (GO): regulation of transcription by RNA polymerase II
Cellular component (GO): nucleus
Molecular function (GO): DNA binding
Source: RefSeq, a predicted model, not a curated record